Molecule: messenger RNA, 1702 nt
Organism: Cervus elaphus (red deer)
Lineage: Eukaryota; Metazoa; Chordata; Mammalia; Artiodactyla; Cervidae
Gene: GATA1
Product: GATA binding protein 1
Exons: 6
Coding region: 317-1555 (412 amino acids)
Biological process (GO): cell fate commitment; positive regulation of transcription by RNA polymerase II; negative regulation of transcription by RNA polymerase II
Molecular function (GO): zinc ion binding; DNA-binding transcription factor activity, RNA polymerase II-specific; RNA polymerase II cis-regulatory region sequence-specific DNA binding
Source: RefSeq, a predicted model, not a curated record
CCACAGAAGCCCAAGUCAAACAGGGUCCAAGAAUCUACAGGGUGGGCAGGUGGGGUGGAAGAAGGCCCCACUGCCCAAGAGGUGCCCCACCAGUAGGGGGCCCGCCCCCUCCCCUGGCCUGCCCCACCCACUGGGGCACCAGCCACUCCCUGGAGAGGAGGGAGGAGGGAGAGGGGAGGGAGGGAGGGAAGGAGGAAGGGAGCCUCAAAGGCCAAGGCCAGCCUGGACACCCCCUGGGAUCACAUUGAGCUCGUCACAUCCCCAAAGCAGCUGAACCCUCCGCACCAACCAGCCCAGGUCAAACCCCAGAGGCCCCAUGGAGUUCCCUGGCCUCGGGGCCUUGGGGACCUCCGAGCCCCUACCCCAGUUUAUGGACCCUGCCUUGGUAUCUUCACCACCAGAAUCGGGGGUCUUCUUUCCCCCCGGGUCUGAGGGCUUGGAUACAGCAGCCUCCUCCACUGCCGCCAGCACUGCCACGGCUGCAGCUGCCGCACUGGCCUACUACAGGGACACUGAGGCCUACAGACACUCCCCAGUCUUUCAGGUGUACCCACUGAUCAACUGUAUGGAGGGGAUCCCCGGGGGCUCACCAUAUGCUAGCUGGGCCUAUGGCAAGACCGGGCUCUACCCUGCCUCAACUGUGUGCCCCACCCGUGAGGACUCCUCUCCCCAGGCCUCAGAAGAUCUGGAUGGGAAAGGGGGAAGCAGCUUCCUGGAGACCUUAAAGACGGAGCGGAUGAGUCCAGACCUCUUGACACUGGGGACUGCACCACCUUCAAUUCCAGUCCCUAGCAGUGCCUACGGGGGUCCUGACUUUUCUAGUACCUACUUUUCUCCCACUGGGAGCCCCCUCAAUCCAGCACCUUAUUCUUCCCCUAAGCUUCGUGGAACUCUGCCCCUAACCCCCUGUGAGGCCAGAGAAUGCGUGAACUGUGGAGCAACGGCGACACCAUUGUGGCGGCGGGACAGGACAGGUCACUACCUGUGCAAUGCCUGUGGCCUCUAUCACAAGAUGAAUGGGCAGAACAGGCCCCUCAUCCGACCCAAGAAGCGCCUGAUUGUCAGCAAAAGGGCAGGGACCCAGUGUACCAACUGCCAGACAACCACCACGACACUGUGGCGGAGAAAUGCCAGCGGGGACCCUGUGUGCAACGCCUGCGGCCUCUACUACAAGCUACACCAGGUGAACCGACCACUGACCAUGAGGAAGGAUGGUAUCCAGACUCGAAAUCGCAAGGCUUCUGGGAAAGGGAAAAAGAAACGGGGAUCCAGCCUAGGAGCUACAGGAGCAGCAGAAGGACCAUCUGGCGGCUUCAUGGUGGUGGCUGGGGGCAGCAGUAGCGGGAAUUGUGGGGAGGUGACCUCAGGCUUGACAUUGGGCCCACCUGGUACUGCCCAUGUCUACCAAGGCCUGGGCCCUGUAGUGCUGUCAGGGCCUGUGAGCCAUAUCAUGCCAUUCCCAGGACCCCUGUUGGGCUCACCCACAGGCUCCUUCCCCACAGGCCCUGUGCCUCCCACCACCACCACCUCUGUGGUGGCCCCACUCAGCUCAUGAGGGCACAAAGAAUGGCCUCAGGGCAGGUCUGGUGUUCCCUCCCCAUUUCUAGCCAGCAGUGUGUCCCACCCAACCUUCUGGGACCUAGAAAAACCUUGGGCUGGACCUUCAAAGCUUCUGUAAAAUAAAACCACCAGAGUCCUGAAA